AUGCAACCAGAUAAAUGCUUAGGCAGACCUUGACGGGGCGUUAAUAGGCUAAGGUUUGGCCUCUAGGGAUUGAUCAUUGCGGCGAAGAGAUUUUAUUUGUUCUUCUUGACGUUCACGCAGAAUCUUUCACAGUCCUAGACGGAUAAGCACAGGCCCAAAUGAUCAAGAUCUUAGUCUUUGGUACAGGAGGUGUGGGAUGCGCCUAUGCAUAUAUAUGCAGCAAAGCAGGGACGGAUGUUACCGUCGUUUGUCGAAGCAAUUAUGACGCAGUCAAGGAGAAUGGCAUCACUGUCGAGUCACAGAUCUAUGGAACGGUAUCAUGUCGGCCUCGCACAGUGCGGACGGUUGCUGAAGCCGCCUGUCAUGGUGUGUUCGACUUCAUAUUGGUAUGCAGCAAAGCCUUCCCUGGCGCAGCACAUCUCAUUCAAGAUGCCGUCAGCCCACAGACGGCCAUUGUGCUUGCACAAAACGGUAUUUCAAUCGAAGACGAGUACGCGGCAAUCUACCCAAAGAACACGAUCAUCUCAGGCGCCGUCUAUUUUCCUGUCACCCAGAUCAAGCCCGGGUAUUGCGUGCAUGGACCUCUCGACAUGUUCGAAAUAGGCACCUUUCCGGCAAAUGCGGGAGCCGAAGCGAAAGCGAAGGCGCAGCAGCUAUCUGACAUUUUCAAAGCUGGAGGCUCAUCUGCGCCGUUGUACGACGACGUCCAGAAGAGGAGGUGGGUAAAACUCGCCGUCAACGUUGCUUGGAACCCAACAACCGCAUUAAGUCUUUGCGAUGAUGCCAAUUUCCUGCGCUCGUCGCCCGAAGCGGAUAGCAUGAUUGUGAAGAUCUUCAAAGAAGUUGGUGCCGUAGCAAAAGCAGCUGGCCAUGGUGAUCUUUUAACGGACGAAGAAAUUGAAUGGCAGAUGAAGCGCUCGCGACAUAGAGAGACUUCGGGCGGAAAGGAACCCUCGAUGCUGGUCGACGUUAAGAACAACAGGCCAAUCGAAGUGGAGGCUAUUUUAGGAAACACUGUCAGAAUCGCGAGAAAACAUGGCGUUGAUGCAAGAUAUCUAGAGUUGCUGUAUGUGCUGGCAAAGGCAAGAAAUUUCCAAAUUGAUCCAAAAGGCCAAUGGAUACCGCUUGCAAUGUAGUACAUACUUGUGGUUGAGUCGUCCUGAGUCUGCCAGAUCCGCAGAAUAUAAGUUCACAAAGUGUGCUCUGUCUCUGCUACAUAGAUGUAUGGAAUGAGGUGGCUUCUACCCCAAAAAAAAAAAAAAAAAA
Molecule: messenger RNA, 1266 nt
Organism: Verruconis gallopava
Lineage: Eukaryota; Fungi; Ascomycota; Dothideomycetes; Venturiales; Sympoventuriaceae
Exons: 1
Coding region: 159-1136 (325 amino acids)
Biological process (GO): pantothenate biosynthetic process
Cellular component (GO): cytoplasm
Molecular function (GO): 2-dehydropantoate 2-reductase activity
Source: RefSeq, a predicted model, not a curated record